GCUGUCCCGAGCCUUGCCUGCGCCCGCCCCCGAAGCGGCGCGGGACGCCCGGCGCCGCCCGCGGUCCUCAGGGCUGCCCGCUUAGGCUUAGGCCCGGCCCGCUGUCAAGGCCGAGCCGCUGCAUUUUAUUUCGUUCGUGGUUUCUGCACAGGCUGGAGUUCCGUCGGUUGGGUCGUACUUGGGACCUCGGCGAAGAGGACCCGUUUAUUUUUUUUCUUUCCAAAAUGGCAGCCUCCAGUCGCGCACAAGUGUUAGAUCUGUACCGGGCGAUGCUGAGAGAGAGCAAGCGUUUCAGCGCCUACAAUUACAGAACAUAUGCUGUCAGGAGGAUAAGAGAUGCCUUCAGAGAAAACAAAAAUGUAAAGGAUCCUGUAGAAAUUCAAACCCUAGUGAAUAAAGCCAAGAGAGACCUUGGAGUAAUUCGUCGACAGGUCCACAUUGGCCAACUGUAUUCAACUGACAAGCUGAUCAUUGAAAAUCGAGACAUGCCCAGGACCUAGCAGGCCGGGGACCAGCCACCAGCGGCGGCCAGGGACCACCUUCAGCAUCCACUCUGUUUGAGAUGGGGGCUCCCAAAACCAGCUUACAAUAGCCUUUUGCGCUGCCUGCCCUUUGGGAGCUGAUAAACCAAGUCACGUUUGCGUUCUGUUGCAGGCUUAGUGAAAAAGGACUGCUGUCUUUCCUUGGUUCGAGUGUUAGAAUGGAGAGCUGGAGUUCAUUGAGAACAGUGCUGUGUGUUACCGCGUCUCCCUCCACCCCGUCCCUAUGUUGUACUCAUCACCAUUGUGUAUGGCAUUUCUACACUUUGUUUCUUGGUCCUUGACAAUAAAAAGAAUGAUCUCCCUGA
This is a messenger RNA of Symphalangus syndactylus (siamang), 847 nucleotides long. RefSeq names its product LYR motif containing 4 (gene LYRM4). The record is from RefSeq and is a predicted model, not a curated record. Gene Ontology annotation, cellular component: mitochondrion; L-cysteine desulfurase complex. Lineage: Eukaryota; Metazoa; Chordata; Mammalia; Primates; Hylobatidae. Gene Ontology annotation, biological process: iron-sulfur cluster assembly.